AAAAAACUGGUAUCACCAUUCACCGAGUGAAUAAAUAUUGGUUAAUUUGAUUCAAUCUAAGUAAAGGCUUGGUGUUUUUCAUUGCGGUCGAGUAGUUUCCUUUCCAUUCCAUGUGUUCUAAAUGUAUUUGGAGAAACUUCCUUUUCGGUGACCAUAAUCUGAUACAGGAAUUUGGAUCAUGUCUCCUAGUGGAUGAAAUACUAGUAUUUCAAUUGGAAAUACCGGUAUAACCUUACCCUGGAAUAUACAGAGAAUCUGCUACCUCAGAGGCUUGUUUCCCGUUGGUCAAGUGUUCCCUUUCGUUGAAAAGUGUAAGCUCCUCUGCAAUAUCUUUCUAUUGUUCACGGAGCAUGGGAUUGUUACUUUUCCUGGCUUGUGUUAUACCCCUGACGGUCUUCGGCGUCUUCGCCAAUAACAGAUGCACCUCUGUAGACUGUAAAUGUACCGAUAAUGGAGACGGAACCUGGACAGCCGACUGCUCCAAAAGGAAUCUUAAUUCCAUGCCAACAUUUCAGAUGAAUGUUUCAAAAAUAGACCUAAGCUUCAACAACUUAAAGGAAAUUGGUAGUUCUCCCCAACUGCCUUUGCUUCUCAAGGAAUUGAGUUUGAACAACAAUAAUCUGAAAUCAAUAUCAGCCAUCGUUUUCCAGAACCUCACCUUCAUGGAAGUUCUGAAAUUAGCUGGAAAUAAUUUAUGGUUGGACAGUUCACCAAAAUUGUCCUUUAUUGAUAACUUGUCAAACUUGAGACAUCUCGAUCUUCUAAAUAAUACAAGUCCUCAAAGUAAUGCCUCAUAUCCUUUUCAAUCAUUUAAGAACCUGCAGAAUCUGAAGUCUUUGAGGAUAGAUGGUCUUUUGAGGGGGGAUUUUAAUCGGAGAGAAUGGAAUUUAACCAGUUUAACAACACUCAUCAUCUCAGGAAAAAUAGGACAAUGUUACUUCGAAAAACUUGAAGAAGGUUUUUUUGGAGGUUUACCAAACAUAAAAUAUUUAACUCUAACAGAUUGUCCGAUUCGUUUUGUAAACAGGGGUGUUUUCAGUACUCUAGACUCUCUACACGCCCUUGAUUUAUCUAACAAUAGACACAUGACGUUUGCUGUACUUGAAAACGUAUCAUUCGAUCUACAAUUUACAAAUGUCCAAAUCCUUAACGUUAGUAAAUUACACUGCAAAUUUGGGCUUGGGACAUUUCUAUCUGUAAAGCAGAUUGUUCACUUUCGAAACACAACAAUCACACACCUUGACUUAUCAAGAAACCGUAUGGAGUUGAUGGACACAGAUGUCCCCAAGUAUUUACCUCCAAACAUGAUUUUCCUGAAUAUCUCAGACAAUCACCUUACAUGGGGAAUGUACAUGCUUGCAUAUCAAUUUCUCACAAACGUAAGAGUGGCAGAUUUCAGUAAACAAUUUUCGGAACCCUCUGAUUUUUCCGAGUUGGAUUGUAGAAAUUCUAUUGAUUGUACCUAUAAAAAUGACAGAAAUUUGGACAGUUGUAGUGGUCUCUCGAGUGAUAUUAUGACCACAUUUUCUCCUCAUUUAGCUUUUGAUUUGUCAAAAGGUAAUUAUACCUUUUAUAUACCACGUAGCCUUGAAAAGCUUUUUUUCCACGACAGUAACUUUUUAUUCGCUAUACGUGAGAUUCACUUGCAAAAUAACCACUGCAAAGAGUAUCAUCUACAGAACAGUAUUUUUAAUAGCUUGAUCGGUCCAAUGUAUGGCAUGGAAUACGCUGAAUAUUUCGAUUUAUCCGGAAACCUCAUGUACAAUAUCUCUCAGUCUUUCUUUGAUACAUUUCCCAACAUUACAUAUUUGAAUCUAUCGAAAAAUAUAUUAGGAAACUGCAUCCAUGAAAAGGUUGGUUUUGACCACUUUCAAGCACUAAAAAAGCUGAAGGAAAUAAAAUUGUCAUACAAUGGAAUUGAAUCCUUACCACCAAACUUUCUUGCAGGUGCUUGGUCUCUUGAAAUCCUUGAUUUGAGUCAUAAUCUAAUUACAAAUUUUACUGUCACAUUAAACGAAAGUACUCCAUUAAAAUACCUCGACUUAACAUCAAAUCGACUGCAUAUACUAUCUCAUGAAACAAUGCAGCGUUUGCAAAAUAUUCAUGAACGUCAUAACCUCACCGUUGCCCUUUCGGCAAAUUUGUUCGAUUGUACAUGUGCAGCACUUAACUUUCUACAGUGGAUAAAGGAUUCGAAAAUUCAUUUCAUCAAGAAAUCUCAGUACAUCUGUAAAACAACUCGCUCCAGAGUUCUAAGUUUUAACAAUCUGGAUUUCAUAAUAAAGGAUCUCAAACAGGACUGCCGUUCCAAUAUUCCAAGAACAAUCGGGAUAACAGUUUCUUUUGUCUCUAUUUUAACAGUUGGAAUCAUUGGUGUGCUGUUCAAAUUUCGGUGGACUGUACGUUACUACUACUAUCUCACAAAGUGGAAAAUCCAAGAAGUCGUUAAUCCUGCCACACAAAAUCAAAGAAAUUACAAAUAUUCAGCUUUUGUGGCUUAUACAGAAGGCCAUUCCUUCGUCGAACAGGAAUUGGUUUACCAGUUGGAAAUAAUCAGAGGAUUGAAACUUUGUCUACCAAAUCGAGAUUUUAGUCCAAACUUGAAGACAUAUGCCAGUGUAGCCUAUGCUAUUCACCACAGCAAAAAGAUCCUCUGCAUAGUAACGAGUGAUUUUCUGAGAGAUUCCUGGUGUAUGUAUCAGCUACAGAUGUCCCUACAGGGCAGGGUCUACAGACAGGAUGAGGACUGCAUCAUCUUUGUCCUCUUCGAAGAACCCUCCUUUGAGAACCUUGGAGGAGUUCAACAUUCUUUGUUGGUGAUGCCGUUCAUCGAGAAAAAUUCCUACGCGCUCUAUCCUCAAAACGAGACAGAUCAUUCCGCGUUCUGGCAGAAGCUUGUUGAUAGUCAAAAGUUAAGGAUGGCUGAGAUGUUUUAUUUCAUAUUUUUCCUGUCCAUUGUUGAAUCGCUGUCUAAAACCCCUUGCGAUAAUGAACCAAAUUGCGAUUGUGGUCCUGGAGAUCAGAUACUCUUUGACGUGGAUUGUUCGAAAAGAGGAUUGACGAAUUUACCUUCAAAUCUUGUAAACAGUGGUACACUGCACAGCAUUGAUUUAUCACAAAACCAAUUACAACAUGUCAAGAUACCUGAAAACUAUUCUAUUACUUUAAAACUUCUCAACUUAUCUUACAAUCACAUAAGCGAACUUAAGAAUGAAUCGUUCCUAUGGGUUCCUUACUUGGAAUCUUUGGAUUUGUCAAAUAACAGACUGAGUUUUAACAACACGAGUCUUCCAAGAAACGUGUUCCAGUAUCUGAGAAAUCUCAAGACAUUAAAUCUUUCCCACAAUAAUUUUGAUACGACGACAAAAUACAAUGCAGAACUUUUUCGAAAUAGUCCAUCUCUUAAAACGUUGGCAAUUGACGGUGUUAAAGAGGGAAACUUUCAUUUAAAUAUUUGCAAAGAAUUUAAAUUUGAAAAUCAUGAAAUAUGUGAAAAGGAUAGUAGGCAACAUUAUAAAAUGAAGCUAUUAAACUUGUCAUCACUGACGUCAUUAAUUGUCUCUGGAAGAGAAAAUGAUAAAUACUGUCGCAUAGAGCACUUAACUGAUGAUUUCUUUGAGAGUUUUCGUUACCUUGAGCACCUCGAUCUCUCUGGGUGCUCCAUCAAGUCAGUCAGCAAGGAUGCUUUGAAUUUGACUCGCUUGAAAUAUCUAGACCUGUCCUACAACGACAAACUAUCCUUCCACGCAAUUCCAAACAUCUCUGAACAUUUCAUAAAGAUGACCAAUUUAAAGACAUUGAAAUUAGAUAAAAUACAUUGCACUUUUGGGAUGGGAACAUACCUAACUGUAGACAUCGUUAAAAAAUUAGUUCAUAGUUCGAUUACUUAUCUGUCCAUAGCAAGCAAUAGGUUGGAGAUGGCAGAAUAUAACACUGCCCUUUAUUUUCCACCAAAUCUCACGUUUCUUAACCUCUCCGACAACAAACUAACAUUUGGAGGGUAUGUUUUCCACAUGAAGGACAUGGAAAACUUAAAAACAAUUGAUCUGAGCAAACAGCACACCACUCAUUUUACUGGGGUGCCAACCGAUUUUCAGGAAUGCAAAAACAAGCCAUUGUGUCCCUCCUCCUCUCUCAGAAUGAGUUAUAAGAAUCCUCAGCCAUGGGAAUGGUCCCUCCCUCCAAAAUUACAACAUGUAGAUUAUAGUAGGGCCUCCUUGCAUUUAGCAAUUGGAAAAAUUGAAGUCAACAGAUCGAAUUCGGUGAAAAAUAUCUCUUUAAACAGGAAUUUUUUGCAGAAUCUUACAGGACCGAUCUCUGGAUUAGAAAAAGUUGAAAAUAUUGAUUUCUCUUACAACUUCAUAUCAACAAUGUCAGCUUUCUUCUUUGGAAACUUUCCAAAUUUGACAACACUUAAUCUACGAAAAAACUUAAUUGGUAAGUGUAUAAAGACAAAUAGUUCAGCUUAUUUUCAAAAUUUAACGAAUCUUACAAGAUUGGAUCUUUCUCAAAAUAUGAUAAGGCAUCUGCCCUCGCGGAUUUUUGAUGGUCUCCUUUCUCUGGAGAAAUUGAAUCUUAGUUAUAACUUAUUAAGAGAAUUUUCUCUGGAUGAAGGCCAACUCGGCUCACUAACAGAACUAGAUCUGUCCAACAAUGAAUUGUCGUCAUUUCCCGACUCGGCAAAAAUGGCACUGGAUUCAAUUCAAAUAAGUCAUCCUGUGAAAAUACGUCUGAGAGGUAAUGAUCUCCGAUGUUCCUGCGAUUCUCUGGAUCUUCUCAAAUGGAUGCUAAAUUCGAAAAUAAGUUUUGUGGAAAGAGAUUUAUACAGAUGCCAAUACUCACACACAUGUCAGAAUUUGAGCAACCUAGGACAUAUCGUCAAGUCGCUUGUGAAGAAAUGUGAUCAUUAUGAGGAGCUUAUCGGCGUCCUGUCUGGCUUGUAUGUCGUCUUUACGGCACUCAUAGUGGCGGGAAUUCUAUAUCGUUACCGUUGGAAACUUCAAUAUAUCUACUACAUGUCAAAGUGGAGUCUUCCCGCUUCACGAAAAACUUUUAAUAAAAUAUACGAGUACGAUGCUUUCGUUUCUUAUGCUGACGAAGAAAGAGAUUUCGUCACACAGGAAAUGAUAUCAGAGUUAGAAAUUACGUCACAACGGGCGUUAUGCCUUCAUGAGAGGGAUUUCACUCCGGGGAAAUCAAUCGGUGAAAACAUUACCAAGUCAAUCUGUAACAGCAGAUAUGUUCUAUGUGUUGUGACAGAAAAUUUCUUGUCCUCUCAUUGGUGUAUGUAUGAACUAGAAAUGGCAUUAACAGACAACAAGUAUUCACGCGAUAAACAGUCAGUGUUCCUCAUUAUGUAUGGGGGAUUACCAACAGAGAACUCCAAAUUCAGAUCAUCCAUUCGACUCAUGUCCUUGGUGGAAAAGAAUGCUUACAUUGAAUACCCGAAAGAUGAGGGAAACAAGGCGGAAUUUUGGAACUCGCUUAGGGCCAUGUUACAAGAAUAGACCAUUAAUUAUUGGUGGUAGUACUGAAUAUGGAUUGAGGGGAAAAUUGAAAGAUCUUUCCGAGGGGUUUCUUGGGCUGACUUUAUAAUGAGAUUUAUUCAAUGAACUUAACGCCAUCCAAUUUGCAAACUUAA
Messenger RNA from Saccostrea cuccullata (small rock oyster), 5641 nucleotides. RefSeq lists its product as uncharacterized. Gene Ontology annotation, biological process: inflammatory response; toll-like receptor signaling pathway; immune response. Gene Ontology annotation, molecular function: transmembrane signaling receptor activity; protein binding. The transcript has 3 exons. The record is from RefSeq and is a predicted model, not a curated record. Lineage: Eukaryota; Metazoa; Mollusca; Bivalvia; Ostreida; Ostreidae. Gene Ontology annotation, cellular component: plasma membrane. The coding region runs from base 351 to 5507 and encodes 1718 amino acids.